ACUAGACAAACCUAUAAAUAGUACAAAAGACCUCUAGUUUUCUAUAGACAAUUAAAUUAUAACGACUUUGACCUAAUACAAAUACGUUGCAAUUAAAAUAUAUUAAAAAUUUUAAUUAUUCGUGUAAAAUGCUAUACUAUUACUAUUUACUAUUAGCAUUUUCCGUCAUAUUUUCCUGUAACAGUCUUAAUAUAUUUGGACCUAACUGUGUACUGCCUUCAUUAAUCUGCCCAAAUGAAAAUAUAACUUUUUGGUUAUACACUAGGCAAAAUGCACACGCUCCAGUAGAAAUUAAAGCCAAAGACUUGAUUGAUUCAACACCAUGGGUGAAGGGUGCUCCCAUCAAGAUCUUGAUCCACGGUUAUACGGGACACAAAGAUUUCGCCCCGAACACUGAAAUAAGACCAGCAUAUUUAGAAUGCUGUGAUUAUAAUAUAAUAUCAGUGGAUUAUAAUAAGAUAGCUCUGGAGCCAUGCUAUCUGCACGCUGCUGCCAACACUGAACUGGUCGGCAUGUGCACUGCACAACUCAUUGAUGGACUGGUGAGCCAAGGUGUCCCUCUAGAAGACUUCCACGUAGUCGGCUUCAGUCUCGGAGCACAAACUGCUGGUUUUAUUGCUAAAUAUUUGAAGUCUGGAUUGUUAGAGCGGAUAACAGCCCUUGAUCCAGCUCUUCCAUUGUUUGUAACAACGGAUCCUGGGAAGAAAGUAGAUUCUAGUGAUGCCAAGUUUGUGGAUAUCUUACACACCAAUGCUCUGGAGAGAGGCAAAUUUGAAACUAGUGGUCAUGUUGACUUUUUUGCAAAUGGCGGACUUUGGCAGCCUGGCUGUACAGCAAACGAAAAUUACACUAAAUCUGGCUGCUAUCACGCUAGAGCACCGCAGUACUAUGCGGAAUCAAUAAUAUCAGAUAUUGGGUUUUAUGCAACCAAGUGUUCAUCUUGGUUAUCCCACAUGAUUGGAUGGUGCAAGUUAACUAACUCCGGGGAAGAAGUGAUUUUUGGAGAACAUGUCCCUACAAAUGCCACCGGAAUAUACUUCUUUGACACGAAUUCCGAAGCACCCUUUGCCCGAGGACCAUCGAAUAAAACAGUCGAAGAAAAUGAAGUGAUGACAGGUGUCUUAUCAGCUAUAUCUUCUUUAUUCUCUGGAUGAUAAUAAAUAGCGGCUUUUGUACCCUAUACGAAUACCUCAUCCCACAAGAAUAUCUCAAAUCUGUAUACCACAUUAUUAUUUAUUGAAUAUAUAACCAAAGGGUUGUGCAAUCCUCAAUAAAGCCAAAGAUUUCCAAAGCAUUAAAUAAUUUAGAUAUAAUAUAA
This is a messenger RNA of Colias croceus (clouded yellow), 1318 nucleotides long. RefSeq names its product lipase member H-A-like. Gene Ontology annotation, molecular function: lipase activity. NCBI's taxonomy places the organism in Eukaryota, Metazoa, Arthropoda, Insecta, Lepidoptera, Pieridae. The transcript is spliced from 7 exons. Gene Ontology annotation, biological process: lipid metabolic process. Bases 129 to 1154 code for a protein of 341 amino acids. The record is from RefSeq and is a predicted model, not a curated record.